This is a messenger RNA of Chaetomium globosum CBS 148.51, 1821 nucleotides long. RefSeq lists its product as uncharacterized. Gene Ontology annotation, molecular function: protein binding; mRNA binding; translation repressor activity. Gene Ontology annotation, biological process: regulation of mRNA stability; nuclear-transcribed mRNA poly(A) tail shortening. Bases 1 to 1821 code for a protein of 606 amino acids. Lineage: Eukaryota; Fungi; Ascomycota; Sordariomycetes; Sordariales; Chaetomiaceae. The transcript has 3 exons. Gene Ontology annotation, cellular component: P-body. The record is from RefSeq and is a predicted model, not a curated record.
AUGUCCAACAUCAUGAGCAACCGUAACAGCACUCCCGAGGCUGCCAGUGUUUCAUCGCUGCGGCCACCUUCCUCCCGUGCAAUCGGUGCAAACAAUCACGCCCUCCGUGCGUCUGCGGAUAUGGCCGCCUUGACCGGACAGGCCGCCGCUGGUCGGAUCCGACCAUCUUCCGACUUCUACGGCCAGCCACAGGCAGGCCAGGGUCAGGGCACUUCCGAAUUGGACCCCCAGGACAAACUUGCUCAACAGUGGAUUGCCGAUAUCGACCAGUAUGAGACUACUCUUGAGGAGAUGGCAGCUGCUACCCUCGACCAGGAUUUCAAGGACGAGCUGAGUGCUAUUGAACAGUGGUUCCGGGUCCUGAGCGAGGCUGAACGCACCGCUGCCUUGUAUGCGCUGCUGCAACAAACCACCCAGGUCCAGAUCCGUUUCUUUAUUCAGGUCUUGCAGCAGAUGGGCAAGAACCACCCAAUGUCGGGUGUGCUUUCGCCGGCCAAUUUUGAUAAGGAUCCCAUGUCUAACCGUCUGAGCGAUGCUAUGAGCAAGCUGACGGUCGACUCGGCUCGGAACUCCCUGGCCCGCCCGAGUGCCGGUGCAAACGUGAAGCGCCAGUCGGGCCUUGAUCCCUCGACCAUUAAUGCCAUGUUCCCCGAUGCCGCCGCGGCCAUUGCGACCGAAAAAGCCAAGUUCACCCAGCAGACGGGCAAUCCCCCCACCUCGACUAGAAAUAGCCUGGUGGAUAACCGGAACUCUCUGGUGGCGCCGACCAUCUCUGCUCCUAAGGAUGAUCCCAAUGCGCAGAACCCAGCAUCCCCUUGGGGUCCCAACGACCCGAACCGCCCCAAGUCCUCUUCCGGCCAACCCCCGAUGGGCCAGUUCGUGCAGCCUCCACCGUCAGCUGGUGGCUUGCGAUCUCCUCGCCCGCAGAUCUCGGGCAACACCAACAUCCAGUCGACCACACUGACUACUGGAGAGCCGCAGCUUGCCGACCUGCCUCUUCUGUCUCCGUACGGCGCCAGUGGCAACUGGGCUUCGAUGGUCAACACGCCCAUGGUGGCGAGCUUCAACCAGCCGCAGGGGAACAAUGCCGAUAUGGUUGCCAACGCUACGGCAAUGAAGCUGGCGGCCCUCUCGACGGUUAACAACCGCUUUGCGCUGGAUGAUGUGCGCAAGUAUCGGCGCACCCGCUCCAACGAGCCGGGUCAACCGCAGAACCCGCUGUCGCCGGGUGCUCCUUCUAUCCCUGGGGCGAUUAUGGUCAGCGAGCAUGGGGUGCCGCUGAGCCGGGAGCAGGUGAUGGCCCUGCAGCAGCCGCAGAACCUGAGCUUUGCGGCUCAUCGGUCGCGGCCUAAUUCACCGGGCAUUGCUAUGCAAAACUACGGACCCGCCCUGUCCUUCACUUCGCCGCAGAAUAAUGGUUUCCUUAGUGCCUAUGAUGGAGGACCUUCGAUUAUGAACAAUGGACUGGCUCCAAUGAACUUGGGUCCGUUCCAGAUGGGCUUGGGCGGCCACCAUGAAGGGUACCACUCAGAUCAUUCGGACAUGGUGCGUGGCCGUUCUCCACGUGGUCGGAGAGGCACGUCGAAGCCCCCUGAGGAUCCCACCGACCCGACGCUGCUGCAGGACAUCCCGAGCUGGCUGCGGAGCCUGCGUUUGCACAAAUACACGGACAACCUCAAGGACAUGCAGUGGACUGAUCUCAUUGAGCUGGAUGACAAACAGCUGGAGGACCGCGGCGUCAACGCGCUGGGUGCUAGACGCAAGAUGCUCAAGGUUUUUGAGCAGGUCAAGGAGGCCAGGAACGAUGGCAAGCUGGGCUAG